Messenger RNA from Epinephelus moara (kelp grouper), 3777 nucleotides. RefSeq names its product Kv channel-interacting protein 2-like. Gene Ontology annotation, cellular component: voltage-gated potassium channel complex. Bases 308 to 1003 code for a protein of 231 amino acids. NCBI's taxonomy places the organism in Eukaryota, Metazoa, Chordata, Actinopteri, Perciformes, Serranidae. The transcript has 8 exons. Gene Ontology annotation, biological process: regulation of potassium ion transmembrane transport. The record is from RefSeq and is a predicted model, not a curated record. Gene Ontology annotation, molecular function: calcium ion binding; potassium channel regulator activity.
AGAGGGGUUGCCUGGGGCCAGGCUUUGGGUGACAGAAGAGAAACGCCCAUCGAGCCAAGCUGCUUUGUCUUUUCUUCUCGUUAUAGUUGACAGGAUUUUUUAAUCAUCAGUCUAAAGUUAGAAUACUACAUUGGAUCGAAGUGGAUGAAAGUUAGAAAGCAGGCGGAAGUUGGGGCUCAAGUUGGACAAAGAGUUCAGUGAGGGUGCAGUCGGACAGGUGUUGUGUCGCUGGCUGGACUUGUCCCGGCCCGACCCGGCCUGGCUCGUUGGCGCAGUGCUGGGCGAUGACAGACAGUGGUCUCCCAAGAUGUUGACUCUGGAUGGCUUGGAGAUGAUCGCCGUGCUGGUGGUCAUGGGUCUCUUCAUCAAAGUCCUGGAGCAGUUUGGGAUGUUCGAGCCUGUCGGAGGGGAAGACAGCGUGGAAGAUGACUUUGAGUUAUCCACUGUGUGUCAUCGCCCUGAGAGCAUGGACAAGCUGCAGGAGCAGACUAAGUUCACCAAGAAGGAGCUUCAAGUCCUCUACAGGGGCUUCAAAAAUGAGUGUCCGAGUGGUGUGGUGAAUGAGGAGAACUUUAAGACCAUUUACUCCCAGUUCUUUCCGCAGGGAGAUUCAAGUAUGUAUGCACAUUUCCUGUUUGAAGCCUUCGACACUAACAAGAACGGCUCAGUUAGUUUCGAGGACUUUGUAUUUGGCCUGUCUAUCAUCCUGAGAGGGACCAUUAAUGACCGGUUAAACUGGGCGUUCAACCUUUAUGACCUGAACAAAGAUGGCUGCAUCACCAAAGAGGAGAUGUUGGACAUCAUGAGGUCCAUCUAUGACAUGAUGGGGAAGUACACAUACCCCACUAUGCAGGACGAUGCUCCAAGAGAACACGUGGAGAGCUUCUUCCAGAAAAUGGACCGGAAUAAAGACGGCGUGGUCACCAUAGAAGAGUUCAUUGAGUCAUGCAAAAAGGAUGAGAACAUCAUGCAGUCCAUGCAGCUGUUUGACAACGUCAUCUAAGAAUCUGGACCAGAGAGUAUGCUGGCACCAGGGAGGGGAGUGUGUGUGUAAGACGAACCGGGAUUGAAAAGAGAGAAAGAGUAUGUGAUUGUGUGUGUGUGUGUGGCCGUAUUCUGACUUGCAAGCUUGUGCUUGUGUGUCUGUUGAAAGCUGUGAGUCCUGAGGGCACCAAGAGGCCCUCUCCCUCUUCCUGGACCCCCAGUGACAUUUCUCCAAGCGACAAUGGAGUUUCCCCCGACUCCCUUCCUCAUCAUGCAGAACCUUAGUUUUACCCCAGAGGCACAGAGAAAGAAGGCAAGCAGCGGGCUCACAGGCACCGGCACACGCAAGACCCCCCACCUGUUUUAUUUAUUACUAUUACUGAUGGAGGAACUAUCGCAGCCUGUAAUGGCUGAACUCAGAGGGAGGAAGUUUCCCUGAAACCUCGAUCUAAGAUCACUUUUACCCCUUUCUCCUGUGAUGGCUGAGAUUUGGAUUUGUGAUUCUGAUCCUGCCUCUGUGCAUGUGGGUAACACCUCCCCUGGAGCCUAGACUGCUCGCGCACCGGCCAUAAAAAUAGAAAUGAAUCUACCACCAUCUUGUGGACGAGAGAGAGAAAGACACUCCCGGAGGAAACAACUGAUGAAUCGGAGAUCCAAGCGAACCCGCUUUCCAGAUGGAGGUUCAAACGUGUUGUUUUCCAUGAAGAACUGAUUACAAUAUCGCAUGAUGUCACUAAUAUCCAAUUAUGUAUUUACAGAGAUACUCCAAAGUCUGCUUGUCUGUCUGCUGUUCCUAGUCAUUCACAGGUGCCUCACCCUUUGUGUAUGUGUGUGCGCAUGUGUAUCAGAGAGAGAUGUCAUCCAUCUUACCUGUGUAAGACUCUAAUGGGACAACACCCACCUCCAUUCAUGGGAUUUUGGUAGAAUAAUUCAGAGCCUUCCAAACUAUUACAGUCUUAGCUGUAGGUGUCUAUUGACUGUUGUACAUUUUCUAGCACUCCCAAUGGUGUGAUAUUAGGCAGUACAUCAUGGGGACUGUGCUGUACUUGACGAGUUGUUUUGACCAUCCCAACUUCUCUCAACACAGGACUCGCAUACCAACGUUGUACUAGUCUACCAAUACACAUCCAAAGGGGAAUUUAUUAGAUUGCAGAUUGUACUUGUGAACUUCUUGUAAUCGGAAAUGUCAUGUGGUUGUAGCAGGUUCUACCACACAAAUUUCAAAACCCUUGUUGCAUUGAAUUAGGCUCAUCCAAUUUCAAAGAGGCAUAGUAUGUGUGUGUGUACUGUUAGUGAGAGCGACAUGGUUUAUUAGUUGUUGUUUUUUUAUGUGCCCCCUUAUUCUGUAUUCUCCCUCUUUCUGUAACACCAAAGAGAAGAUAUAAAUUAAAGAGGUACAUAAAGCCACUCUAGGUUAAGACAUGAAGCCCACCUGUGGGUGAAGAGAGAGGGAGAUGCUGUCUAGUAAGCGGGGCAAGGGGCAAUCAGAGAUGAAGGGAUGUAAUUUGGUGGAUUGGUAAUGUGGUUUAUCUGCACAUUGUCCAAACUGAAGUGUUCAUAUUGUACACCCACAUCAUUUGAAAGACAUUCAAAUUAUUUGCAGCCACUUGUUAAUUAGCUUCUUUUCAAACUGGACUCUCAAAUCCAAGAUGGCGUAAGAAACAGAGACACUCGAGCCGUAAUUACAUAGAAUAUAGUGUCUUUAAAAUGCAGAGAGACUGCAUGGAAUAGCAAUAAUGUUCUCCACCACGUAUCAGCACAUUCCCACUCAUCCAACCUCUCAGAGCACAGUACAAGGGUGCACUAUGGCCCUGAUGAAUAUAUGCACUUCCAGCCCUGCAGUUAUUUUCUAUUGCUGCUUUUUUUUUUUUUUUGUGGGGGGUAAGUGGUUUGGCUCUGAUUGUUCCUUGCCAAUAGUUUUUAAACGUCCAUUCCUGACCACAAGUAAAACCUGUCAAUACCCGCAUGUACUGUGUCUAGAACAAUGAAAACCUACUAACCCGUUGUACUGACUGUCUAGUUAGCUAGCCUCAACUGGUUGCAUUACGUAUUCAAAAUGUGUAUAUUUUGUACAGAGACAAAUAAAAAUCACAGUUACUAUGCAAAAUGGACUGAGGAGUUUGAAUUUUAACGACUGUACAGAAUCAUCUUUAUUAAUAAAAUAAGACAUUUGUAAAGACACAGUGCAAAGCAACAAUCAAGAUUCUGCAUAUUUUAUACCUUAUUUUCCAUCAUCACAAUGUCACCAAGAAAUAGUUCAUAACUUAAAUGUACAUAAUUAUACAUACAAUCCCAACAGCCACAACUGAUUCAACUUAUAGGUAGUGUGUGAACCGACACUAGGUAACGAGUGACUUAGUAACUCAAUUUUCAGUCAAAACAUCCUGGUAAAACUAUGCACAUGAACAAAAAACUUAACUUAAAAUAUUCCUGCAAAAUUCUGGCUGCAACCCAAAUGCAUAUCCUUCACUGGAAAUCCUGUUGCUGUGUCAUUAAAGCUGGAGAGAAACUGAAAAUUUACUUCUGCGUUGCUUUUUUACUCCUCACAAAACACUUCACAUCAAGUUGUCAUCUUCAGGGUUCAGUCUAUGUAUUCUUGACAUUUUUUAUCAACACUCCAGCUUUAAUAUCAAUGUGAUGAAACACUGCAACACCACAGGAGAGACACUUCAGCAUGUCGGUGUUGUCCACUGUUAAAUCAUUCCUCUGUUUUUCACCCUUCCAUUUUUUUCACUUUUCUCUCCAAAGCCUCGUUCACAAUGACACUGCUGGCUCUUAGAGGCUUGAGGUGUG